UAGCAAGUGUAGUGCUUGGUUCUCCUCCUUCGUUCCUUCCACCAGAAAACAAUGGAUCGGAGCUCCUUCUCUGCCGGAACCCGGAAGGCCCAACCCAAAUCCGAUAUAUACUCUACCUUCGUCGUCCACAACGAUGAUGACGCCGGAGACGGCGGAACAAUCCGGCGCCGGAAAUCCGGAAUCCCGGAGUCACAGGAGGAUCUGUACGGGACAAUGGUGUACAAAGAGAACGGCCACGACGACGACGACGAAGACUCCUCCCUCCCUCCACUCCUCAAGCGCCUCCCCAAGGACUUCGGAGGCGGUGCCUCAAUGGAUUACGAUGACGACGACGACGACGACGACGACGACGACGAAGGUGCUGGAGAUUUUGGCACCAUGAUUGUGAAGACUGACCGGAGCCGGCAGCGGGAGCGGUCUUCUUCUUCCGGCUUGGUUUCGCCAUCGGGAUCGACCUGGAAGGCUCAGAGUUCUUCUCAGGCGAGCGUCGGCGGAGACGACGACGAUGACGACGACGACGGUGGCGGUUUUGGGACGUUCGUUGUGCGCUCGACGGUGAGAUCCAGCGAGAGAGAGUCGAUAAGCGGAACCGUGGUGCGUAGGACCGCCGGCGGCAGUGGUGCCGGUUCAACGAUGGAGAGGGCUGUGGCGAGCAUGCAGGCGGCGGGAGAAUUUGGGAAGCAGAGGAAAGGGAGCGGUUCCUCGCAGAACGAGGAUGCGAGGCAGCAAUUGAUAACAACGAAGAUUUCGGCGAGUUCGAUCCCGGAGAGUGUUACCAGAGAGGAUCCUACAACCAAGUAUGAAUUGCUCAAUGAACUUGGGAAGGGAUCCUAUGGAGCUGUUUACAAAGCAAGGGAUUUAAGGACAUCGGAGAUGGUUGCUAUCAAAGUCAUAUCAUUAUCUGAAGGGGAGGAGGGAUAUGAGGAAAUCCGUGGUGAGAUUGAGAUGUUACAACAAUGUAAUCAUCCAAAUGUUGUCCGCUAUCUUGGGAGCUACCAAGGAGAAGAGUAUCUUUGGAUAGUGAUGGAAUACUGUGGUGGUGGUAGUGUUGCUGAUCUGAUGAGCGUGACUGAUGAAGCACUGGAUGAGGGUCAAAUAGCAUAUAUCUGUAGAGAAGCACUGAAGGGACUUGAGUACUUGCACUCAAUUUUCAAAGUCCAUCGAGACAUUAAAGGCGGAAAUAUCUUAUUAACUGAACAAGGAGAUGUCAAGCUAGGGGAUUUUGGUGUUGCUGCACAGCUGACAAGGACUAUGUCAAAGCGCAAUACGUUCAUUGGAACCCCUCAUUGGAUGGCUCCAGAAGUUAUUCAGGAAAGUCGCUAUGAUGGAAAGGUAGAUGUUUGGGCUCUUGGUGUGUCUGCGAUUGAAAUGGCUGAGGGAGUUCCUCCAAGAUCAUCAGUGCAUCCGAUGAGGGUUUUAUUCAUGAUAUCCAUUGAGCCAGCUCCAAUGCUUGAGGAUAAAGAAAAAUGGUCUCUAUAUUUUCAUGAUUUUGUUGCGAAGUGCCUGACCAAAGAGCCUCGGCUCCGCCCCACUGCAUCUGAGAUGUUGAAGCAUAAAUUCUUUGAAAAAUGGAAAACUGGAUCUGCUGCAGUGUUGCCAAAACUGGAAAAGGCAAGGCAAAUCAGGGCAUCAAUGGCUUUGCAGGUGCAAACUCUUGCCCCAACUCCAUUGGAAGAUGAGCAGCCCAUGGCAACUUCCAUGCUAAAUGAUGAAUAUGGAGAUACUGUUCCAUCCGGACAUCAGAACCUAGCAGUGCAGGAGGCCACUGAUCUUUCUUCAAGUGGUGGCGUGAGGGAAGAUGAUGGAGGUGAAGCAGGAAACUUUGGAACUAUGAUAGUCCAUGGAGAUGAGGUACAUAAGAUCACACAGGAUGGAGAUUCUGCAGGUUCCUUAUCUGCUUUCACGGGUGGAACAGGAUUGGCCGACUCUAGGGUUGACACCCUAAAAGUUGGUACAACAAACAUUGCCUCUUUUAGAGGAUCUAAUCCAACUACAGAUACCAUACAAUCAACUUUACCUCGUGUUAGAAAUUCAACCGAGCAGAACCUCAAAACGCAAGGUAGUUUUCGUGCACACGCUGGAAUUGGUAGUGAUAUAAGCACUAGCAUGUUGAAGAAUGAUACAGUCUUCCGCAAGUCAUUUGCUUUACAAGAUAAGCUAUGGUCCAUUUAUGCAGCUGGUAAUACAGUACCCAUUCCGUUCUUAAGGGCUACAGACAUAUCCCCAAUUGCUCUGCUGUCAGAUAAUGUGCUUGGUGGCUUGCAACCAGAUACCAGUGAGACUGGGGAAGUAGAAUCAUUGCAAGAGCUUUUUAGUGGUGAUGUGCAAUCCAAAAAGGGUCGGAGAGGACUAAAUGAGCAGAUGCCCCUUCCUCCAAGCAUUUACCAGCGGCUUACAUCAAGUUCCACUUUAAUGAAUUUGGCUCAGGCUUUAGCUUAUCAUAAGAUGUGUUACGAAGAUAUGCCACUGCAGGAGUUGCAAGCAACGCAGGAGCAGCGGACAAUUCAAAAUCUCUCGGACACGCUUAGAACCAUUCUUCGUUUGUAGGUAGAUCUCAUUGUCUCUAUUCUACUUCCCCAAUCCUUAUUGGCUGCAAAAAAUCACUACUGCUUUUCCAUUUUUCAUCCCGUUGAUGUGAUAUACUCGUACAGAUAGAGUAUGGUUUGCCAUAAGGACGCAAGUUUUGCUGGUUUCUUCUCACGUUCUGUUGUAGUCUGUGUAAAGUAAACCCUAGUAUAGGGUUUAGUAAGCUAUCAGAUAUUUGUAUGUACAUAUCGUGUAUCUUAUGUACUUCAACUAGUUGUGUUGCCCUCGUACACUAGUCAGAGCUGUUUUAGCAAUGCAAAAAAUGUUCAUCUUUUUAUCUCGA
Messenger RNA from Arachis stenosperma, 2869 nucleotides. RefSeq names its product serine/threonine-protein kinase 1. Lineage: Eukaryota; Viridiplantae; Streptophyta; Magnoliopsida; Fabales; Fabaceae. The transcript has 18 exons. Gene Ontology annotation, molecular function: protein kinase activity; ATP binding. The coding region runs from base 52 to 2547 and encodes 831 amino acids. Gene Ontology annotation, biological process: protein phosphorylation; intracellular signal transduction; regulation of MAPK cascade. The record is from RefSeq and is a predicted model, not a curated record.